Cryptomeria japonica (Japanese cedar) is the source of this 1335-nucleotide messenger RNA. RefSeq names its product cytochrome P450 750A1-like. Gene Ontology annotation, molecular function: oxidoreductase activity, acting on paired donors, with incorporation or reduction of molecular oxygen; iron ion binding; heme binding. The record is from RefSeq and is a predicted model, not a curated record. The transcript has 2 exons. Lineage: Eukaryota; Viridiplantae; Streptophyta; Pinopsida; Cupressales; Cupressaceae. Bases 1 to 1335 code for a protein of 444 amino acids.
AUGGCCUAUCGUAGGAAAUACGGAUCCAUUGUGUUCCUUAGCCUGGGAUCUGUCCCCGCCGUUGUGAUCUCUUCUCCUGCUAUGGCAAAAGAGUUCCUCAAAACUCAUGAUUUGGUUUUUGCAACCAGACCAAACUGCAAGUUCGGAAAAUAUGUAUGCAAUGAUCAUCAAGACGUUGCGUUUAGCUCCUACGGGGCGUACUGGAGGCAUAGUAGAAAACUGUUGACGGUGGAGCUGCUCAGAGUAAAGAGAACUGAAUCUUUCAGAUUUGUAAGAGAGGAAGAAGUGUCCGCCAUGGUCGCCUCCAUCUGGCAAGAAAGCGGGGAAGGAACGCAGUGUGUGGAUGUGAAGAAGAGACUCUCUUCCGUCACACAAAAGAUUACCUGCAGAAUGUUUGCCAGCAGGACGUAUUCCGACAACGAUUUGAUUGGAGGGCUUGGCUUCAAACAAAUGGUUGACGAAAUGUUUACAGUGGCUGGUGCGUUUUGUAUUGGCGAUUUCAUCCCUUAUCUCGACUGGCUCGACUUGCACGGAUUCCGUCGUCGCAUGAAGGCCGUUCACAAAAUAUUCGACGGAUUUGCUGAAAAAGUAAUCGACGAACACAUAUUGGAUAAUGGAAAACGGAACAAGGAUCGGGUUAAGGAUAUUGUAGACGUGCUGCUCAGCAAGGCCGAAACGGAGAGCGAAACAAUCUCGAGAACCCACAUCAAAGCCACGAUCUUGGAUAUGUUAAAUGGGGGAACGGACACAUCGGUGACAUUGAUGGAGUGGGCAGUGAGUGAGCUGGUGAGGAAUCCUUCAACGUUGGCACGAGCGCAGCAAGAGUUGGAAUGUGCAGUGGGCCGAAAUCGCACAGUAAAGGAGAGUGACGUCAUGAAGCUCGACUACUUGCGAUGCGUGGUGAAGGAAACCUUUCGACUUCAUCCCCCACUUCCUCUGCUUGUUCCGCACGAGUCGAUGGAAGGGUGCAGUGUGGGAGGAUAUUUUAUUCCGCUAAAGACACGCUUGUAUGUGAAUGUGUGGGCGAUGGGAAGGGAUGAAAGCGUUUGGAAAGAUGCACAUCAGUUUAAGCCCGAGCGGUUCAUGGGGUGUAAUAAGGAUGUGAGAGGUCAGGACUUCGAUUUGCUGCCAUUCGGAACGGGAAGAAGAGCAUGCCCUGGAAUUUCCAUGGGUCUUUCUGUUAUCGAGUUGGCACUCGCUCAGCUAAUUCAUUGCUUUGAUUGGACUGUGGAGGGCGAGGUAGAUGUGGCGGAAGAGUUUGGAAUAAUAGCUCCCAGAAAAAAUCCGCUAUUUGCAAGCCCUAAAUGGAGACUCGCUACCGAAUAUCUUAGUUAA